Funneliformis mosseae is the source of this 440-nucleotide messenger RNA. The record is from the annotation of a GenBank genome assembly. Lineage: Eukaryota; Fungi; Glomeromycota; Glomeromycetes; Glomerales; Glomeraceae.
AUGUGCUAGCUUUUCUCCAAUGUCAUGCCCUAACACCAAUGUUACUUGCAUCAACUACGAUGAGAACGUUGCGUAAGGCGUCGACCGCAACACUUCGAGGCAGUAUGUCCGUUACAUACUCACACAAAGGACUAAUCCAGGGGCUUGCCAACAAUAUAUGUAAAACAUACCUCUUCAACAGGGACGUUGAGCGAAGUAAAAAAGUCGAAUACAAUAAAACUCUUUUGGAAUCAACAAGGCAAUAUUAUGGACCUGAGAUAAUUGAAGAAAAACCCAAUUUCUGUGGAUUAGAUCUUUCCAAGCUGUCAACUGGCGAUGACGUACCUACUAGCAACCGCAAACGAAAACGUGGAGAUUAUGAAAAUUUCAAUUCAAGGUUGUUGAAUGAUAUCACAUCCAUAGAUAAAGAUGAUAGCGAAGAGAAAGAUGACGAAAGAUGA